CUCCCCCAAUCCUCCUCCACAGGUCCGAGUUUUGUCCACUGUCCGCCAAUCACCCGGCCGGCCAAUCGGGCAGCCAAAUCUUUGCACCAACGCACUGCAGCCCGCCCGAAAUAAACAACACCCGGGCACUCGGGUGCUGUAGCAUGUUGACGGGGCAAUUGGACGUCCGGCAGCAGCAUCUCUCCAUCGGCCCCCUCAGCAACAGCUCUCGGCCAUGUCGACCAAGAGGAUCCCCCUCUCCAGCAGCAAUCCAAAUGUGGCCAAUUCGCCCAUGCGCGCCGCCUCGGGCGCCGGUUCCGCCAAGAAGGCCCGGGCCUUGACUGACCUGCUAGAGGAGCCCUAUGGGAAACCCCCGCCGGCGAAGCGCCAGAUGAUCGACCGUGGAGUCGCCUCGCCAUCGAGAGCAUCGAAGACGACCCGGACUAUUGUCCAGAGGUCGGCAUCGCGAGCGGCAACGACUACCGCCACCACGGGAACCAAGGCAUCUGCCGCGACCUUGUAUACCCCAACCGAGGAGGAGCUGGUGAAUCUGCGAACAUGGCACGCCCAGAUCCGCUCGCGCUUUCCCAAGAUGGUGUUUUAUUUUGAGAGCAUCCCCGACGAGCAGCGGUCCAAGCUAGCGAAGCAAGUUGGCCGUCUCGGCGCUCGCGAGGAGAAAUUCUUCUCCAUCGACAUCACUCACGUCGUCACGACCCGGCCGAUCCCUCCCGAGAAACCAAAGGAGGAACGUGAAGGGCGCCCCGUCGCUCCGGCCUCCCAGGAGGAUAACGAGCAGCCCAAGACGAUCGACCCGUCCCUCCUCAAUCGGACCGUCGACCCUACACGGAGGAAGCUCGUCUAUGACACAGUCCCGGGCCGUAGGCCUGCGAUCCCGAGUCAAGACGAUCCCCUCAGGCGAACCAAGACGCGCACUGAUGUCCUGGACAAGGCUCGGGAGAUGGGGAAGAAGAUCUGGUCCCUGGAGAAACUGCAAAAGAUCUUGGAAAUUGCGCUGAAUCCAGAACAGUACAUGAAUGCUGGACUGAGCCGCGGCAAUACGCAAUCCGCCAGCAAAGCGUCCAAGGAUGAGCGCAACUUGGCGUUGCUGUUGCAAAAUGAACGCGUUAAUGGACCCUCGGAUCGCGACCCAACCGUGGCGAGCCAAGACACAUAUCGCUUCAGGGGUCCGUACAUCUACGUGUACGAUGUCGAAGAAAAGACCAGGCCGAUUAUGGUCAGGGAGUACAUGAAGGCUUCUGACCCCAAGGAUCAAGAGUGGCCGCAGUUCCGGAUCGUGUCGCAGGGCCGAUGCCCCUUUGUCCUUGACGAGAGUUACGACCCCCAGGAGAGGGAGAACCGAGACCGGGACAGGGGAAGGGAGAAGGACAGGAACAGGGACAAGGGCCGGGACCGGGACCGGGAUCGGGAGCGAACCCCAUCCAAAACGCGGGUUGCCAAGGCGGAGGAGGCCGAGGAAGCCGCCGAGCCUGCGGCGCCAACUCCCCUGACGGCCGAUGCUCCGCCCAAGGCCGCCACGGGCAAGCGUACCCUAGCGCAGAUGGAGGACGGGCACAACCGAGGGAUUGCAGAUGGCGGGGCAAGCCAAACCUUUGAUCGGUCCAGAGUGUCGAAUCCACCGACCUUUGAGUUCCGCUCCCAGAACGCGUUUAUCAGUCACGCAAAGGCGGGCCGUCUUCUGGCCGGGGAGCCCGUGGCCUCGGGCAUGCAGCCUUCCAACGUGACGUCGGCGAUUCGGUCGCAAAUGGUUUCGUCCACCACUGGCGGCGUGCUGGGUGCCAAAGCCGGGACGAGCAAGGAAAUCCACGGGCUCCAGCGCAAGGUGGUCUUGCAGAAGGCCAGCACGCCUGGGCUGUCGCUGGACCCGAGCUCACGCCAGGUAGCCGGGAUCUGCCACGAUGGCAACACCACGUUCGUUCGGUCAGCUAGUGCCGGCCAGAUCACGCAGAGGAAACUCGACGUAGCCAAUGAGGAAGGAAGCUCGAGGCAGAGGGAAAAGCUGCGGCGUACAGCCAGUGUUCCGGUUUCGCAGUCAAAGCCGAGGCGUGAUCCGAAGCCGGGGUAUUGCGAAAACUGCCAGGAGAAGUUUGCUGAUUUCGAAGAGCACAUCGUCUCCCGCAAACACCGCAAGUUCGCGGAGAACGACGAAAACUGGUCGCAACUUGAUGCCCUCCUCUCUCAGCUCGCGCGCGAACCCCGGCGAUAAGCAACUGAGCAAACUGGAUGCGAGCGGUAAUCA
Molecule: messenger RNA, 2236 nt
Organism: Thermothelomyces thermophilus ATCC 42464
Lineage: Eukaryota; Fungi; Ascomycota; Sordariomycetes; Sordariales; Chaetomiaceae
Exons: 3
Coding region: 215-2203 (662 amino acids)
Biological process (GO): positive regulation of nuclear cell cycle DNA replication; regulation of cell cycle phase transition
Cellular component (GO): Dbf4-dependent protein kinase complex; nucleus
Molecular function (GO): zinc ion binding; protein serine/threonine kinase activator activity; nucleic acid binding
Source: RefSeq, a predicted model, not a curated record